CAUUCACUUGUACACCGUUGCACCCCCCGCGCGACGCCAGGCCCCAUUGCAACCAUGGCCAACCUGGUGCUCGGCACUGUGGCGAUGCAGGCCCCUGCGGGUAGCAAGGCUACCAGUUAUGCCGGCAGCAGCAGGCACCUGCGCUCCAAGGCGCACGGCCAGCUCAACAGCCGCCGGGCGGUGCAGGCGGCUUUCUGGGGUCGCAAGAAGGAGGCCGCCAAGACGGAGGCCGCCCCUCAGGCCGCAGAGCCCGCCGCCGCUGUCGCCGCCGCGGGUCCCAUUGAGAUCACCGUGGAGGGCAAGAGCCAGGUCAUCGAUGCUGGCGACAAGAUGAUCAUUGUGGAGCCCUCAGGCACCAUCAUCAUUGGCGGCCCCGAGGCCGUGGCGCGCGCGCAGGCGGCCGAGGCCGAGGCCGUGAGCGAUGUGGCUGAGGUCGAGUACCUCACCGGGCGCGCCAACGCCGUGCAGAAGCACUUUGCCUCUGCCGUGGGCGCCGAUGACUUCAUGCAGCGCGUGGAGAUGGCUCUGUACGCCUUUGGGUUCACCGGCGACAACUCCAUCGCCAUGGUGAACCUGUGUCGCGACGAGGUGACCCUGACCCUGAAGCACCGCAUUGAGGAGACCUUUGGCUCCGCCUUCUCCACCAACGGCCUGGGCGGCGCACUGACCUGUGGCGUGACCGGCAUGGGCGCCGGCUUCAGCCACUCUCCUCUGUGCAGCAGCAACAAGGAGCGCUAUGUGUUCUUCUCGUUCCCGCACAUCAGCAUCAACUCUAAGGGCGAGGUGGGCCCCAUGUCCCGCCCCGGCCGCCCCGGCCAGUCCUGCGCCUGCGGUGCCCUGAUUAAGGCCACCAACGAGAUCAAGAGCGAGGGCCUGACCUGCAACUGCAAGAUCCCCGGCGUGCACGAUGCUCUGGACCCAGAGAUGAGCAUCUUGAAGCAGCGCAUUGCCCGCCGCCUGCGGCACGAGGGCUACAACGACAACUCUGUGAAGGACCUGACCCUGGUGGAUGUCACCAAGGUGGCUGAGCGCACCAUCUCCGACGAUCUGGAGUUCCUCAUCUCCAAGACUGUCAACACCGACAAGGCCGAUUACGCCGUCGUCACCGGCGUGCAGAUCCACAACUGGGCAUAUGAUUUUGAGGAUGCCUCCCCCAACAUGGAGUUUGUGGCACCCACCAGCGCCUACGUUGUGGUCGAUGGCGUGAAGACCCACCUCGACUUGUCAGCCAUCCCGCCGCUGACCCCUCGCCAGAUGCGCCUGGUGGCCGGCCCCGCUGACGUGGGCAACCAGGGGGGCCAAAACCUUUUGCGGCGAGGAGGGGCUCCUUUAUGCUUUGAAUUCAAGGAUUCCACCCGGUGAUCGGAGGGGGCGCUUUCACCGCUCCCUUUCGCUGUUGAAGGAGGAGAGCUUGGACGGCACUGGCGCUGGCACUGCUCCCGCAUGGCAGUCAACGAUUGUGAAGGGUACCCCUGAGCGCUGCGCCACCGCCGACAACUCCAACAUCAUUGACAGCAGCUUCGCCGAGGAUGCUGAGCUGCGCAAGGUGUGGGAAAUGUUGGAGGAGAAGUACAAGCUGCCUGCCAAGAACUGAACACAUGGGCUGCGGUGGCGAGAGAGCGAGGUCAUCUAGAGUUUUCAUACUAAGUAAACACAUUGAAUCACAGAGAACACCAAUAUUCAUUUGAUGGUCAGCUUGAUUGCUUGAUGAAUGAUAUUUUCAGUCCUCGGUCUUUUGUUUAGCAGCGCCGUUUCGUGUGCACGUCUGCGUCUCCUAGUUAUGGUUACAUCCAUAACAAUUCUGCACCGAUUUUCCAGGGUUCAGGCAGUGCACCAUUUCCAAACGCGCGCUCUCUAUUAUGCUAACACCAGCAACACGCGACGCGGUAAUGAAUACCACUGAC
Chlorella variabilis is the source of this 1904-nucleotide messenger RNA. RefSeq lists its product as hypothetical. NCBI's taxonomy places the organism in Eukaryota, Viridiplantae, Chlorophyta, Trebouxiophyceae, Chlorellales, Chlorellaceae. The record is from RefSeq and is a predicted model, not a curated record. The transcript is spliced from 9 exons. The coding region runs from base 55 to 1362 and encodes 435 amino acids.